AUGGAUCUCCCGCCGCCGAACCAGCAGGUGACCCGCGUCCAGCAGCAACGGCCAGACCUCCGUUUCAUCUUCUUCCUCAUGAUGAUGUUCUGGAUGAUGCAGUCGAACGGGACGCAGGGGCCGUCGCUGGCGGACCAAGUCUCGACGGGAGAUGUGUCGGCUGCGGAAGCCUACGCGAACGCGCGGGCAGGGCUGCUGCGACGAGAAGCGAGGCGCGAGGGGAUCGCACGGUGGCUCGGAGUGGGCAAUCAGACGGGCGAGUGGCUCAACUCGACCUACUUUCCCGAAGUCGCCAACGGGACGGCUCCUCCCGCCUCAAACGACACGGCGUACGAAGCCUAUCGGAUCGAGAACUACGCUCCUCAUUCUGAUGGCGAACUUACACCCGUUCCGCCGCUUGUGCGCGACAUCUUUGCCGACAAUACGCCGAAGGACGAGGGCGACUACCGGCUGUACCAGCAGAACUUGACUGGGUUCGCCAAGGGCUCGUGGCAUGCGCGAAGGUUCUCGUUUGAGGAGCUCGGGCUGAAUGAGACGUGGCAGGAGACAAGGGUCGUGGUGAAGAAGCCGGAGGAGACGGACAGGGCGGCAGGGAACGAGACCAACGCAGCGGAAGCCGCGACACGACUGUUGCGACGACAAAAUGACACAGCAUCGACAAACCUCACGACUGUCGUCGACACCUUCAACCGCACAUCCUUGCGCGGCUCCUUCCCCUGGCUCUCGUCCCUCACCGCCAACCCCUUCACCCUCCGCAAGACCCACCCAGCGAUGUUCAACCUCCGCUCACUCCAGACCUCUGCGACUGGUCCGAUCAUGCCUCUACCCUCCAACCCAACAUUGGUGGACGAGGGAGAGCUGCUGCGGAUGAGGCAGGAUGAUCCGGCCACUUGGCAGGAUUGGGAGAAGGAGGGUCCGGCGGUGUACGUUGGAGGGCAGCUGACGCUGAGUGUGCGGGACGAGAAGGGCGUAAACGAGGAGGAGUCGCUCGAGCUCGAUAUCGAGGCUAUUCACCUUCUAUCGAGCGGACGCGUCUAUGGCUACGCAACGCCAUCCUUCGUUCGCACGCACAUGGUCGAUGCCAUCUCGCUCCCGCUCAUGUCCUCUUCCUCGCCCUCGCCGAACCGAACAGCAAGCGCCAUCGGCCACACAGUGCUUAAAGAGUACACUCGUCGACUUGACAAAGGCGUCAAAGACCUCGCCGAAGCAGACCGGAUCGAGAUACCCUCGUCGAGCGAGCCGGGCGAAGCGGACCCGUCCAUCUCGCAGUGCAUCUUCUCCCUCUACGGCGCCCUCUCUCCGCUUCCCGCCUCGUACACGCCAACGCAAUACGCAGAAUGGUAUUCCUCGCUCUUCCACCCCACCGGAUCCUCCAUCGCCCAACCCUCCCAAUCAACCUUCUCCGCCAUCCUUUCCUCACCCAAUUGCGGCCUCGUCCUCUCCGUCCCGUCAGCCGUUCUCUCCCAAACCUCCGAGCUAUGGGACUCGGCAACUCGCUUCGCGGGCUGGCUACUUCUCGCGCAUGCCGCGGUGCUCGUCUUGAUGGUCAGGCAGCUCGAACGCGUGUCGAGAAGGCCUGGAACGGUCGCAAAUGUUGCGCCGCAGAGUAUUGCGGGAAACUGCAUCGUCGACGCGUAUGUAUUCGUGACGCUGCUCACGAUCGGGAUUGUCACUGAAUCUCGCGCCACCCUCCCCCUCCUCGGCGCCGCCUUCCUCGCCCUCCUCUCAUCCCUCCUCUUCGGCACGCGGUACAUCGCCCUCAUCCGCGAAGGAACACCCGAUCGACCUGCCGCUGCUCGCACCGAGCCCUCACAGACCGCUGCCGCGGCAGAAAGCGGUGAGGCGGGUACGACGACGGGAGAUGCGAGCGAUGAGCGCGAAGGAGUGGUUGUGAGGUGGGCGAGGCGGCAGGUUGCGCAGUGGCGGAGACGGGACACGAUUCUCGCUGUCUCGCUCGGCGUGGUCGCCUACUUCGCAGUCUCACUGCUCAUGCGUGGCUGGACGCCUUUCAUCCUCUGGAUCGUCUACUCGAACUGGAUCCCGCAAAUCGUGCUCAACGUUCAUCGCGGCACGGCGAGGCAGUCGCUCGCUAACGAAUUCGUCAUCGGAACGACAGUCGCGCGGCUGUUCCCGCCGUUGUACUUCUGGGCGUACGAGGGCAAUUGCUUGCUGGUCGAGCCAACACCCAAGGUCUGGUACCUCGCCGCCUACUCCGUCGCCCAAGCAACCAUCCUCGUCCUCCAGUCGCUCUUCUCGACGCCGACAUCUCCCGCUACUCGCAUCCUUCUCCGCCUUCCCUUCUUCUCCUCAGCCACGACAGGCGGCGGCGCUCGCUUCUUCCUCCCCGACCCGCUCAUCACGACACUCGAGCUGCCUUCCAUCUCGAGCUGGAACUACCACCCUCGCGAACUCCCGCCUGCACUUCUCGCCGACCUCGCCUCGCAAGAACUCGAAAUUGGCGGAGGCGACAAAGCCUCACACGACUCGCACGCGAAGGUUGCGCCCGAACCCGACUGUCCGAUCUGUCUCUCGCCGAUCCAGGUGUUGCCGACGAAGGACGACGUCGCGCAGGGCAAGGAGGACGAGGUCAGGAUGGCUUUCGCGAUCACGCCGUGUGGGCACGUCGUGCAUACCGAAUGCCUCGAGCAGUGGAUGAUGGUCAGGGCGAUCUGUCCCGUAUGUCGGGCGAGUUUGCCUGCGCUGGCGACUUGA
This is a messenger RNA of Rhodotorula toruloides NP11, 2712 nucleotides long. RefSeq names its product zinc finger, RING-type protein. The record is from RefSeq and is a predicted model, not a curated record. Gene Ontology annotation, molecular function: zinc ion binding. Lineage: Eukaryota; Fungi; Basidiomycota; Microbotryomycetes; Sporidiobolales; Sporidiobolaceae. Bases 1 to 2712 code for a protein of 903 amino acids. The transcript is spliced from 7 exons.